Messenger RNA from Pristis pectinata (smalltooth sawfish), 2712 nucleotides. RefSeq names its product protocadherin-10-like. Bases 1 to 2568 code for a protein of 855 amino acids. Gene Ontology annotation, biological process: homophilic cell-cell adhesion. Gene Ontology annotation, cellular component: plasma membrane. The transcript has 2 exons. Lineage: Eukaryota; Metazoa; Chordata; Chondrichthyes; Rhinopristiformes; Pristidae. The record is from RefSeq and is a predicted model, not a curated record. Gene Ontology annotation, molecular function: calcium ion binding.
AUGGCAAUGGCUAGUUCUCAGAAAAACACCUGUCUGAAGUGGCAAGUGAUAACCUUGAUGAUCUCGGUUUGCGCCUGGGAUUUUGUCACCGGGCAGAUUCGCUACUCGAUUCCCGAAGAGUUGAAGCAUGGCGCGUUUGUUGGGAAUAUCGCCGAUGAUCUGGGACUGGAUGUCAGGCAACUCUCAGCUCGCAGGUUCCGCAUCGUCCCCGCCGCCAACACUCAGUACUUGGAGGUGAAUCUGGAGAACGGGAUUUUGUUUGUAAACGAGAAGAUGGACAGGGAGCAGCUGUGUGACCUGAGCCCCAGCUGCUUUCUGCAUCUGGAAAUCGUGGUGGAGAAUCCGCUGGAGUUGAACCGCGUUGAAGUGGAGAUACUGGACGUGAACGACAAUUCCCCCAGUUUCCCUUGGCGUGAAUUCCGUUUGGAGAUCGCCGAGUCGGUGGCACUCGGAUCGCGUUUCCCACUUGAGAAUGCGCACGACCCAGAUGUGGGCACCAAUUCGCUGCAAAGCUACCGGCUCAGUCCCAACCAGUACUUCAGCCUGGAGGUUCAGACUCGCAACGAGCGCAAUAAGUUUCCCGUGUUGGUGCUGGACAGAUCCCUGGACCGGGAGAACCAGGCGGUUCACCAGAUGGUCCUCACUGCUCAGGACGGUGGCGUCCCGGAGAGAUCGGGCACCGCUCUGGUAGUCGUCACCGUCCUUGACGUUAACGAUAACGCUCCGGUCUUCGAUCAGGCUGUGUAUACUGUCUGCCUGGUGGAAAACGCCCCGAGGAACACUUUGGUGAUUAAACUUAACGCUACGGAUUUGGACCAAGGUUCCUAUGGAGAGGUGAGCUAUUCCUUCAGCAACCAUGCACCCGCCAGAUUGCGCCAACUCUUUCGGGUCGAUCCCCAGACGGGCGAAAUUCGGGUCAAAGGCGUCGUGGAUUAUGAAGAGGCCAGUGUUUACGAGAUUUAUGUACAGGCGAAAGACAGGGGUCUUUACACGGCGGCCGUGCAUUGCACAGUGGUAGUGGAGAUCAUCGAUGUCAACGAUAACGCGCCCGAGGUGAUACUGACUUCGGUGUCCAGUCCGAUUCGGGAGGAUGCUUCACCGGGGACGGUGAUCGCCCUGAUCAGUGUGACCGACCGUGAUUCCGGGGAAAACGGGAAGACUACCUGUCACAUCCCCGCUCACCUCCCUUUCAAACUCCAGUCAUCUUUCAAGAACUAUUACACUCUGGUUACGGAUGACCGGCUGGAUCGCGAGAGAGUUUUCGAGUACAAUGUGAGCAUUACUGUCAGAGACUUGGGCACCCCAUCCCUCUCCACCGUCAAAACCAUUCUCGUCAAGGUUUCGGAUGUCAAUGAUAACGCGCCGCGUUUUUCACACCCGUCCUACACGGUAUAUCUGAUGGAAAAUAACGCGCCCGGCGCGUCGAUCUGUUCUGUAUCCGCCUGGGAUCCAGAUUCGGACCAGAACGCGUAUGUAUCUUACUGCAUCUUGGACAGUAAGAUAAAGGGAACUCCCAUAUCAUCGUAUGUCUCCAUCAACUUAAACACGGGCAACCUCUAUGCUCUGCGCUCUUUUGACUAUGAGCAACUUAAGAAUUUCCAGGUCCAAGUUCAAGCGCAGGACGCGGGGUUUCCAUCGCUUCACAACAAUGUAACGGUGACUGUGAUUAUCCUGGAUCAGAACGACAAUGCUCCCGAGAUCGUGUCCCCGCUGCCGCCGAACGGUUCGGUGGAGAUGGUGCCCCGCUCCGCCGAUCCCGAUUACCUGGUGGCGAAAGUAACGGCGGUCGAUGAUGACUCGGGUCAGAACUCCAGGCUGAGUUACCAGCUGUUCCAAGCGACCGACCCGGGACUCUUCAGCAUGGCCCCGUUCACCGGAGAGAUUAGGACCACCCGCCGCUUUGAAGACCACGACACCCCCAACCAGAGGUUAGUUGUCCAUGUCACGGACAAUGGAAAGCCACCUCUCUCCACCUCAGUCACCAUCAGCGUUUCAAUAGUCGACAGUGUUCCGGAGGUCAUCUCGGACUUAACGGAGGGGCCCCAAACCAUUGAAUACUUUUCCGAUUUCAACCUUUACUUGAUCGUCUCGUUGGGCUCCGUCUCCUUCGUGUUCCUGUUAGCCAUCAUCGCCCUGGUGACCGUCAAGUGUCACAAGGAUAGACACGGCACCCUUGGCCAUCACUGUGCGCUCAGUACCUGUUGCUCCCGUGGCCCCAGCCGUUGCUGCUGCCUCCGGAGAAAACAUUCAAGGGACGUGCUGAAUAAUUCCCACACCAACUUUCAGAUGCCCCCCAGUGUGAAAGCCCCGCCCAGCUCGAUGGAGGUCGGGGGUAGCGGCUCGCUUUCCCAGACCUACUGCUACAAGGUGUGCCUGAGUCCCGAAUCGGCCAAGAGCGACUUAAUGUUCCUCAAGCCUUACAGCUCAUCCACGCCUGCCGGAACUAACACGAAGCCCGCCAGCCCCUACGUGACUGCGUGGAGAAAGCAGGCAUCAGAUGGGGCCAAUAUUGGAACCAACGGAUCCAGCGAGGUUUCGGGUCUCCAUGGUGCGUUGUUCAUUCCUUGAACGGGAAUUAAUGAAGAGGUCCUUUCUUACGUGAUUUCCCCAGUGUAGUGCAGGAUGUAGCGCUCACAGACUUUAAACCUAAGUGUGAAUUCAAAGUACUCUAUCUCUCUUUGCCUGCUGAAAAUUGCUUCCACCACGAAUAAA